GUGCGAGCGCCGCGGGGCCGGGCGGGGCCGGGAGGCGCUCCCAGCAUGGACUUUGACGACUCCCAGACGUGAAGUUGUCUGUGCUCUCCUGGGGACGAGGGGACAACCUGUUAGAAACAGACGUGGUUCUGAUUUCCUCAGAAGAAGCACAAAAGGAGAUGUCCUCUUCUUUGAAAAUAACUGGAGCCACUGGCAAGAAGCAGCGACGCUCUACCGAACAAGGGAACCGCUUCCAGGUUAUCCAAACAUGCUGCUGAACUGACUUUUGCAGCUGCAUUUUCCAAUGUACCAUGGGAUGCAUCAAAUCCAAGGCUGCCUUCCAAGGUUCCAACGCUGUGCAGGAUGAGCGCAUCGGGGCAGGCGGCGAGGGCUGUGCUGGGGAGAAGUCGUCGCUGCUGGCGGUGCAGGCGGAGGAGAAGGGGCCCUCGAGCGCCGCCGUGCUGGACUACGCGCACCGGCUCUCCCGGGAGAUCCUGGAGCAGGCGGUCAAACAGUGGGCGGUGACCGAGAGCAAGUACAGCGACAUCCCCUUCAUCGAGAGCGACGUGCCCUGAGCCUCCUGCCGGGACAGCCCCUGCUGUGCCCUGAGCAUCACCGUGGGGAGGUGUCUGCAGGGAGAGCCUGAGAAAAUCUGCCUUUCAGCCUGGAUUGCUAACAAACCACUUGGAUCGCAGUAGAACCUGUUUGUCAAGUGUCAUUCCUUGUCAGCCAUGUGUUGAGUGUAGUCUGUCUUUGUACGUGUUGGAUGUGAGCAGAAAUCAGCGUUAAAAGGGGGAUGAGAAGACUGUGGCUGCCCUGCACCUCUACAAGCACUGCCACAGAGGACAAAACGUGGAUUAUUUCUGUGUUCUGCAUAAAAGAUCAGUGGUCUGUCUGUAGGUGAGAUGAACUCUCUGUGCUUGGUGAUUUGUCUGCGUUUCGCUAAAGUGAAAUCAAGGUGUGCAUGUAGCAAAGGUUACUGCUGUCAUAAAUUUUACUUUUGAUUCUGUGACCUAACCAAAUCUGUAAAAUCACAAAAGGAAGGUGAUGGGAGGCGCUUUGCAAACCCCAGUAG
Molecule: messenger RNA, 1054 nt
Organism: Agelaius phoeniceus (red-winged blackbird)
Lineage: Eukaryota; Metazoa; Chordata; Aves; Passeriformes; Icteridae
Gene: AKAP19
Product: A-kinase anchoring protein 19
Molecular function (GO): protein kinase A regulatory subunit binding
Source: RefSeq, a predicted model, not a curated record